This is a messenger RNA of Ostertagia ostertagi, 315 nucleotides long. Lineage: Eukaryota; Metazoa; Nematoda; Chromadorea; Rhabditida; Trichostrongylidae. The record is from the annotation of a GenBank genome assembly.
AUGUGUUCUAUACGACAUAGCAAGGAUGUGCUGCGAGUGUUUACACGGAUGUCGGCCCCUACAAGAUGGCACUACAGCGGUUCGCCGGAGUCUGCCGAUGUGCUUGUGGUAGCCCAGAGCGGAACUGAACUCUGUGGGAACUGUGGCGAAGAAGCAGCUAAUGCUGUGGUGUCCGGGUAUGAAUACCAAGAUCAACACAUGCAAACGAUUUUCUACGCUCAAGGACCAUCAAUCCAAAGGGCGGUGACCAUACCUCCGUUUCAAAACGUCGAAUUGAUGAACUUGUGGAUUGGUGAGGAUCUCCCACUUGGUUGA